CCUUGAAACCAAAGCGUUCAUCCACCCUGUCUUUUUCCUUUCUGUUCCUCGCACAUGAUUCGGACAUCACUCCAACCGCACCUGUUGCACUUUUUCUUUCUCUCCCACCAAAUCUCAACGCCGAUCCCCUUCUUCCUCUCUCUUUCUUCUUACCAAUUAUUAAUCACCAAAUUAUAAUUAUUAUAUAUCAGUAAUUAUUAUCAUCAUAAUUUGAUCGAUCGCCUUCGUCUUCUGCAGUUCGUCUGUUUCUUUGAUAUGAAGCAGUCGCUGCAUCACCAGAAUCAGGCCAGUCGCCGCGCCGGCGGCGUAAGUGCGGCCGGCGAGGUCGCGCUGCGCUCCCCGACCGCCUUAUUUUGGAUCGUACUCCACGCUGUUUGUUGCCUCGUUAGCCUCGCCCUCGGUUUCCGCUUCUCCCGCGUCGUCUUCUUCCUCUUCUUCUCCUCCUCCACUUCCCUCUUCACUUCCGCCCCGUUGCUCCACACCGUCACCACCACGACAACCACAAAUAUCACCACUACCACUACCACGACCACGACCACCACGAGGACGUUAGCUUUCUCUUUUCCCCCUCCUCCGCUUCCUCCGGCGGCGGAGAACAGGACUCGUAGCCGGGUCGUUGUGGGGCGCCAGGGGAUACGCAUCCGGCCGUGGCCGCACCCGGACCCGGCGGAAACGAUGCGCGCGCACUCGAUCAUUGAGCGAGUGCAGCGGGAGCAGCGUCUGCCUUACGGCGCCGUGAAGACCCCGAGGCCACUCAUCGUCGUCACGCCGACGUACGUCCGCACCUUUCAGGCGCUACAUCUCACCGGCCUUAUCCAUUCCCUCCUCCUCGUGCCGUAUCCUCUGACCUGGAUCGUCGUCGAGGCCGCCGCCCCCGCCGCGGAGCCACUCUCCGGUGAAACCACCGCGCUCCUCGCACGCUCCGGCCUCCGCUACCUCCACAUCCCCUUUCCCGAGCCAAUGCCCGACUGCUGGCCCGACCGCCGCCUCACCGAGGCUCGCAUGCGCCUUCGCGCCCUCAGAAUGAUAAGAGAAAAAAGAAUGGACGGCGUCGUGGUGUUCGCCGACGACAGCAAUGUGCACAGCACGGAGCUGUUCGAGGAAGCCCAGAAGGUGAAUUGGAUUGGCGCUGUCUCCGUCGGAAUCCUCGCCGACACCGAGCAACCCUCAUCGCCGAUCAAGGCGGAAAAAACGAACUCCCCUGUGCCCACCCAAGGCCCCGCAUGCAACUCCUCCGGUGACUUUAUCGGCUGGCGCACCUUCAACUCCCUCACGUCGCCGGAGCAAAUCGAGUGGGCGGGGUUCCUGCUGAAUUCGAGACUGGUGUGGAGGGAGGCAAAGGGGAAACCCGAGUGGGCAAGGGACCUCGACGCCGCGAGCAAGGAGGGCGAUGAGAUGGAGAACCCACUGGCGCUGUUGAAGGACAUAUCGCCGGUGGAGCCGCUGGGGAACUGCGGGAAGAAGGUCCUGCUAUGGUGGCUCCGCGCAGAAGCCGGCACCGGCAGCAAAUUCCCACCAGGGUGGAUCAUAGAUCCUCCCAGAGGUGCUCGCCAAGAUGAUUGAAUCCAGUAACAAUUCCUGCACUCUGGAUCACGAAGAUCGAAGAUCUGCUACUGAUGCAGAGGAAUUCUGUAAAGGCUCGCUCUAUCUUUAGGAUUGGAAUUGUUCAUAAGAAGCUGGAAUUUCAUAAAAUAUGUUUCGCAAAAUGCUCGAGAAUGCCAUUGGUUUGUUGAGUUUCCAUGGCAUGUGAUAACGAACAUGGGUCAGCUGAGAUUUCAUUGUUCUUUCUCUGUAGAACAUGUAAUUCAGAGCUUUUGAGUGAGCCCCGAGGCCUGUUAUAGGCACUGAAUGAGAUAUGUCGGAUCUUUUAAGAUAUCUACUUAUUGUGCAUGAUUUUGCAA
Zingiber officinale is the source of this 1901-nucleotide messenger RNA. RefSeq names its product probable beta-1,4-xylosyltransferase IRX14. NCBI's taxonomy places the organism in Eukaryota, Viridiplantae, Streptophyta, Magnoliopsida, Zingiberales, Zingiberaceae. The record is from RefSeq and is a predicted model, not a curated record. Gene Ontology annotation, biological process: glucuronoxylan biosynthetic process; plant-type secondary cell wall biogenesis. The transcript is spliced from 3 exons. Gene Ontology annotation, molecular function: xylosyltransferase activity; galactosylgalactosylxylosylprotein 3-beta-glucuronosyltransferase activity. Gene Ontology annotation, cellular component: Golgi membrane. Bases 256 to 1563 code for a protein of 435 amino acids.